Camelina sativa (false flax) is the source of this 853-nucleotide messenger RNA. NCBI's taxonomy places the organism in Eukaryota, Viridiplantae, Streptophyta, Magnoliopsida, Brassicales, Brassicaceae. The record is from RefSeq and is a predicted model, not a curated record.
UGUUUGACACAGUUUUGAGCAAAAGAAACAAAAAAAAUUGCUGUGAGGAGAGGAGGGGAUCAUCAUCAUCAUCAUCUCAGGUUCUGGAUUUGGCUGCUACAGAUUUGAAUCCGCCUUGAGUGAGACACGAAAUCAUGAUCGGUUGUUUCGGAAGGCGAUAUGACAUGCUUGAUAAUGUUAGCUUCUGGGAUACAUUUUGUGCUUCUUGUUAGCCGGCAAGGAAAGGUAAGGCUCACCAAAUGGUAUUCUCCUUAUGCACAGAAGGAAAGAUCUAAGGUUAUACGAGAACUCAGUGGAGUGAUUCUGAAUCGAGGUCCCAAGCUCUGCAAUUUUGUUGAAUGGAGAGGCUACAAAGUUGUUUACAAAAGAUAUGCAAGUCUCUACUUCUGCAUGUGCAUUGAUCAGGAGGAUAACGAGUUAGAAGUCCUUGAGAUCAUUCAUCACUAUGUUGAGAUUCUCGAUCGCUAUUUUGGAAGUGUGUGUGAACUCGAUUUGAUUUUUAACUUCCACAAGGCAUAUUACAUAUUGGAUGAGCUCUUGAUUGCUGGGGAGCUUCAAGAGUCGAGCAAGAAAACAGUAGCCAGGAUUAUAUCCGCCCAGGAUCAACUUGUGGAGGUUGCAAAAGAGGAGGCCAGUUCGAUAAGUAAUAUAAUCGCUCAGGCUACUAAGUAGUUUCUUUCAUCAUCUAUGCACUCCUUGCAGUUAAAUCAUGUUUCCUGUGUACUGCUACAGUAAAUGUUUUUGAGAAUUAUUUUUUCAAACUUUUUCCUCUUUCAUUUUAAAGCAUCCCUAUCUUCUAUCUGUAUGUUUUGAUUUGGGUCAUCAAACAAGUUAAAUUAGAUCGUUUGUAACA